AUGGCUCUGGCUCUCCUGUUUCUGUUCCUCUUCCUGCUAGAAACUGUGCAGUCACAGGACCAGGAUUUCUAUCAGACUGCUGAGGCAGAGUCAUUACUGCAAACAUUUUUCGUACAGCCGAACUUCAACUAUUCCUGGAGGAUGGCCCGGAAGGAGCAGCAGGGACAGUAUGGAGGGGUCGACUGCGGGAACCAUGCUUGCACGUUCUCAGUCAUCAGUCUCUUGCAGGUGCUGGGUAAGUGGUACGCUCUAGCCAUGGCAGAUGUGGCAAUUAAGAAUGGAGCAAAAAAGAAGAUUAACAUGCACAGUGUCUUCUUCAACGUGACAGACGACCAUGGCUACCUGUUCACCACCAUCAUGUACAGGCUAUUUUUACCAAAUGUAUUUUCCAAACCAAUCAUGGUUGAUGGAUCUUACCAGGAGUGUGAUCGCUGGAUCAGGAAAUUCUCUCCAACUCAGUAUCCCAGGAUUUUCAUCCUCAAAUACCCAAGUCGAUCUCAUGGACUACAGAGUUAUACCAUGACUGUGUUAUCCACCAACUCCAAUGAGUACGCUCUAAUGGUUUUUGGGAAGGAGUUCCAUGACAAGGAGUACAUCCACCUCAUGCUCUAUGGGAGAACCAAGAAGCAGAGGCUGCUAAUGAAGGAGAGCUUUAUCUACAUUGCCCAGAACCUUGGCUUCACUGAAGACAACAUGGUCUUCUUCAUCCCUAUUGAAAAAUGCAUCGAUGAAUCCUGA
This is a messenger RNA of Octodon degus (degu), 738 nucleotides long. RefSeq names its product neutrophil gelatinase-associated lipocalin-like. Lineage: Eukaryota; Metazoa; Chordata; Mammalia; Rodentia; Octodontidae. The transcript is spliced from 6 exons. Gene Ontology annotation, molecular function: small molecule binding. The record is from RefSeq and is a predicted model, not a curated record. The coding region runs from base 1 to 738 and encodes 245 amino acids.